ACUGCACGUCUUCUCAGCUCCCACCGAAAGAAAAUAUUCUCACAUUCCGCUCCUCAUCUUCUUCUCUGUUUCCGAGCGCUCUUUGAAAACCAAUUACUAAUGGCUUCGGAUGUGACCAUGAUGGCCGCCCCAGAUUUCGUCAAAGAUGAUGAUGAUGAUUACGGCGGCGUCCUUCGUUUCAUGCCGGACGGCGGCGACGACGACGACAUCGGGUAUAGGCGGAUCUCCCGCCUCUCGAUAGAGAGCUCGGACGGCAAUGACGCGGACGCCGAGGUAUCGGAGGACGAGAAGGUGGUGAUGAGGACGAGCAUGCUGGCGUCGCUGAUGGAAGAGGAGGGGGAGGACUCCGACAAGGACUGGGCGUCGCUGCCGGGGACGCCUCGCCGGGGAAGGCCGGGGCGGGCGGAGAAGGAGUACGCGAGCGAGACGGAGGCGCGGGGUCGGCGGGGUGGGUGUGGUGGCGGGGGGAGGAGGCGGAGGAGGGCGAGGGAGCGGUGGCUGGACCGGUCGUGGGAGAUGAAGAAGAGGAUGGCGGGGGAGGGGGCGGCGGCGGAGGCGGAGGGGAUGGAGGUCGGGGAGUGCAGGGUUUGGGUGCGGCCGAGAGGUGGGGUGGGGACGUUGUGUAUGGACAUGGAAGAGGUGAAGGCGUGCCGGGAUCUGGGGCUGGAGCUGCCCAGUGAUUGGACGGUCGAGAUCCCGUGCGCCCUCUCCGGAUCGGCGCUGGAUACCAGCAGCGGCGGCAAUUCCCCCAUAGCUAACUGGAGGAUCUCCAGCCCAGGACUGCUACUAUUACCACCAGUCGUGUUCUCUGUUGCAAGAAUUUGAUGGACGGUGAUGGAGUGAGGUGCUGUCGAAUUACUGUGGACCGCAGAUUGGGUCGUUAGGGGAUUAACUGUGUACGGCAGAGUGGAUCGGACAUGGAAAGACGGGAAGGGCGUUUAGGGAACCCAAUGAUUUCUUGCAUAUGAUUGCACGAGCUAAAGUAGAUCAUGCUUCAACACUAAGAUUUGAUGGGGCCUGACCACGAUGAUGAGGAUGACAAGUGGCAGCGAUCACGGGAUUGUGAUAUUUGGCGAUGAUGGUAUGGAUAGUCUGCGAGGAUGGAUUGUUGCAAACCAGAGCUAGAGUGACGACAUAACCAUAUAUUAUACCGCUUUAAAGCGCACUUAAAAUUUCGCUGGAACUCUGCAAAGUUGGGAGUUUGUGUAGCAUGGCACUUAUUGAAACAAAAAUUAGCAUAGGGAUAAAAAUGAUGAUGCGUAAGAAAUAUAUAGUUUAAUCAAAUUUUGGAGGUGUAAUCUUGCAUUGCUAAAUGUGGCAUUGCUAUGUUUUCUUCUUUGAAGCAGGCGAUGACCCGAGGGAUGUGAAGGCUAGGCUCAAGGUUUGGGCUCAAGCGGUGGCACUCGCAUCUGCUUCUCGUCUCAGCAGCUGACUCACUCCUACAAACUGGAUUCAUAUAUAUGUUUUCAGUGUUUUGAUGCACUCGGUUUUGAGCAUUGGAUUGCAGAUCCGAUCUUUCUGGCUUUCUUAUGUAAAUUCCUUUCUUAGCUUCAGCAUUCCGUGUGGGUUUCCCUUCUUCUUCUUCUUCUGUAGAUAAUGUGGUGGACUAUUCGAUGAAACUAGGAAUAGAUAGGGGGGGAGGAGAGAGAGAGAGUAUAGAUUAUAGCAGGGUGAUUUGGUGAUUUUCCACAUAGCUCACUGACAAGGCUCCAACCCAAGUAGUUGCUACGUUCGGCCAUUCAAGCAACACGGGAUUUCAAGCUGUGGAAGGAGUGGCAUCCUGGGAGGUGUAUGACGAGAUAGAGGCUCUUGAAACUAAUUCUGCACUGACACUAGCGAUGAGAUAUUUUGACCUCGCGCCCAGGACAGAUCAAGUACCUUUGUAUCAGCCUUUCGACUCAUAUGUAAUUGAUAAAAAAAAGAUUUUUCAGGAUACCGCUCUGGUGCUCAGUCUAUUGCCUAUUCAUUUGCACACAUGAUUGCCAUCAAUGCGAAAGUAGUACCAUAUAAUGGCAGAAAUCUCGUGAAAAAGAUACAGUGGCUGUUUAACUUUUUGAUUGGUCAAUUCACUGCUCUGUACUUGUCUAGCCUUUUGAUUGGUCAAUCAACUGAUGUAUCGUAUAUGUUUUUUUUUUUUUGAUGAAAACUGAUGUAUUGUUUGUUGUCGAGUACCAACAAGCAGCCUUUUGAUGGGUCAAUUAGCUGACGAAUUGCAUCAAGAAACAUUUACCAAACAAGAUGAAGUUUUCAAUGACACAUCUCCAUGUCCAUUUGAGAACGGCGCAGAAGCAUUGAACCAGCUGUGAAGGUUCUUCAUGUAUAAUAAACACCAUUGUUAGCUGUUACUUUAUAUGUGUCUCUAAGUUUCUUGAGCAUGUGGUUUUCUA
Molecule: messenger RNA, 2387 nt
Organism: Elaeis guineensis (African oil palm)
Lineage: Eukaryota; Viridiplantae; Streptophyta; Magnoliopsida; Arecales; Arecaceae
Source: RefSeq, a predicted model, not a curated record